GUACAAGUAAAGAAGAUAAAGAAGUUUUAAGUUGACCAGUCAACCACAAAACUGCUGGGGCACCACCAUACCCACGAUUUAUGGCUAUGGAGGCUCUGAAAUCCGCCGCGGUGGUGCCGCCGCCGCCGCCGUCUCUCCCGUGCGCCGACGCGCAGGGCUUGAUCAAGAGGAAGCGCUCCAAGCGUCCUCGCUGCGAGUCCACGCUGCCGUACUCCGAGGAGGAGAAGUACUUGGCCCUGUGUCUGAUCAUGCUCGCCAAAGGCGAGGAGGAGCCUAGUCGCCGCCGUGAGAUCCCGUCCCCGCCGGCUGAAGGUUUGGAUUGUAAUAAGGAUGAGGAGAUGGAGGCGGAGAAGAAGGAGGUCGUGCUGAUUUCGCCUCCUCCUCCGCCGCCGCCGCAGCAGCAGGAACGCCAGGAAGAGCAGUCUUAUAAGUGCUCGGUGUGUAAUAAGGCGUUUCACUCUUAUCAGGCGCUUGGAGGCCACAAGGCAAGCCACCGCAAGCACGCUCCCGCCGCCGCAUCUGAGGACAACAACCCGUCUACAUCGAAUUCCGCCGCGGCGGCGGCUCUCAACCCGAGCGGGAAGGCCCACGAGUGCAAAAUCUGCGGCGUAUCCUACCCGACGGGCCAGGCUUUGGGCGGGCACAAGCGCCGCCACUACGAGGGGAAUCUCGGAGGCGGAAACCGCGACGGCGGCGCACCCAGCGGAAGCGCGUUGACCAACUCCCAAGGCGGCGCAUCGGGCCACGCGCCGCUCGACUUCGAUCUGAACCAACUUCCUGCGGCGGCGACCGAAUUGCAACUGGGCCUCACCGUGGACUGCCCGAUGAUGAACAAUCAACUUCCCGGCGAACAAGAGGCAGAGAGUCCCAUGCCGUCGAAGAAACCGCGCCUAUCAUUCCCGAUCGACUGGGAAUCCGAUCAGUGAAUCCUCAAUUUCAAUUCCCCCAAAACAAAUUCCGAUCAUCCAAUAUAAUCCCCAUACUACUAUACAGAUACUGUGCUUAAUUUCAACAUCUACAAUUAAUUAGCAAACCCUAAUUAGUACCUCUGCGGUGUACAGAGAGUGAAAUUAGUAGUCAUUUGAUUUAGAAAGAAACUCUCUUUGUUCAAUUCAAACCAUUCAUUCAUUGCUGCUUCUCCAUCAUUCAAAUUAACAUCUCUUUGUUUUCUUUUCUCUUUAUUUUUAUUAAAUUAUUUGUUGUGAU
Molecule: messenger RNA, 1206 nt
Organism: Cuscuta campestris
Lineage: Eukaryota; Viridiplantae; Streptophyta; Magnoliopsida; Solanales; Convolvulaceae
Source: the annotation of a GenBank genome assembly